GCCGGGCCGCGGGGCGGCGCUCGGGCCGCUGCGGGAUCGGAGCCGGAGCCGCGGCGGAGCGGGCCGCCGGGAGGGAAGGGCCGCCGCCCGGCCGCGCAGGGGAGGCGAGGCGCGCGGGGCGGGGCGGGGCCGGCGCGACGCGAAGGGGCGGCCGGGCGGCCGGAGCCGCGCCUCGCCAGCCGGGUGCAGCCGCCGCGCGCCGAGCGCCACGAUGGGGCUGGAGACCGAGAAGGCGGACGUGCAGCUCUUCAUGGACGAGGACGCCUACAGCCACCACAGCGGCCUGGACUACGCCCACCCCGAGAAGUACGUGGACUCGGACCCGGAUCGGGAUCCCAACCAGCUCAACUCGCAUCUCAAGGUGGACUUCCAGGAUGUGAUCGCAGAGCCCGAGUCCACGCACUCCUUUGACAAGGUGUGGAUCUGCAGCCAUGCCCUCUUCGAAGUCAGCAAAUACGUGAUCUACAAGUUCCUGACCGUGUUCCUGGCUAUCCCGCUGGCCUUUGCCGCGGGGAUUCUCUUUGCCACCCUCAGCUGUCUGCACAUCUGGGAGUAUGUGACCAAAGCUAUGAAAACAUCACAUGAUCACAAUGGGUCUGAUUUUUAAAUUCUUUAAAGAAACAAGUGAAAAUAAGAACAACAACAACCAACAAACAAAACAACAACAACCCUGAACUCAGUCUGGCGAUGUAUCCCAGGCCAGAGUUCAGGUCAUUAGGAUCCAGGGAAUUGGUUUGAUUCCACACCACGCUCAGGCUGAGUAGCCACCAUUUGGCAAUUGCAAGUUAUUGAUCACAAGUAAAUCAUACCAAGAAAUGUUGGCUGGAGCUCCCUUACCCCUUAUAUUUGCUGGGAUACAAUUCAAAUACCUGUUCCUGUGUUGGGGAUGCAGCAGUAUCAGUCUCAUUUUCCGGAAGAUUUUUUAAUAAAUCAAAUUGCUAUGACAAUUCAAUCUGCAUG
Molecule: messenger RNA, 960 nt
Organism: Eptesicus fuscus (big brown bat)
Lineage: Eukaryota; Metazoa; Chordata; Mammalia; Chiroptera; Vespertilionidae
Gene: CAV2
Product: caveolin 2
Exons: 3
Coding region: 212-607 (131 amino acids)
Biological process (GO): insulin receptor signaling pathway; negative regulation of endothelial cell proliferation; positive regulation of MAPK cascade
Cellular component (GO): cytoplasmic vesicle; caveola; Golgi apparatus
Molecular function (GO): protein kinase binding; molecular adaptor activity
Source: RefSeq, a predicted model, not a curated record